Messenger RNA from Closterium sp. NIES-65, 324 nucleotides. The record is from the annotation of a GenBank genome assembly. NCBI's taxonomy places the organism in Eukaryota, Viridiplantae, Streptophyta, Zygnematophyceae, Desmidiales, Closteriaceae.
UUGAUGUGGAUGAGACUGCUGCCUUGUGCUUUUGAGCAUGGCAGUUUCACACUGCGGAGUAUGUACGAAGCUGUAGGAAUCGCUCUGGGCCGGCUAGUGGGAGUGGGUGAGUUGGGCGUGCAACUGGAGGAGCUAAGCGAGCAGCUGGAAGCAGCCAGGGGGGAGUUGGCUAAGAACCUGAUUACAAGGCAAGCGGACGAGCUGGCAGCAGCAAGAGGGAACGUUGCUGAGCAGGCCAGUUGUGUGCUCAAGGCUGAAGCUACCCUCGAGGGAGCAUUGGUGUCGCUUGUACGAGGCGAUUGGGGAAGCACACGCAUGUUGGAU